AUAGCUUAAUAACUUGAUAACUACUUUACAGAUGAAACGACUCACUGAUGUCCUUUUCGUCUUUGUUUCUCUCUGACAUAUUUCAGCCUGUCUUGGACUCCAGCCAUGCUCUCCUUUUCAAACCCACCCCUCCUCGGCCUGAGUCUCCUGCUCUUUCUGGUGCACCACUCCCCUGUUCUCUCCUUUGGGACUUGGACCAACGACCAGUGCCGUCAAGCUUCUUUUGUGCCGGGCCACAACCUGGUGGGGCAGGGCUACGAUGCGGUCACCCUGAAGCGAAGAGCCCACGUGAUCGACGUGACGACGUACCUGAACCCAAGUGGCUCCUGCAAUCUGUACAAGAACCCUCAUCAUGGCAACGUUCUGCAGAAAGUGCCCGUCUCUGCAGGGGAGUGGCGUGCAUUCAGCCACUGUAAUGUGCAAUAUGACCACACUGAACACAACUCUGUCAGCUCCCUGAUCAGGUACUACUCCAACGAAGGCAGUAAUGGUUGGCAGAAUGGCUUGAAUUCCCUACAGUACGACCUGAACUAUGUGGGAUCACGGUCCGAUCUGUAUAAGUUUGCUACAGCCAAGUACCAAGAGGACUACCGCUACUUCAGCAGUCACAGAGUCACCUGUAGCCAUUACAGCUACCGUUUGUCGGACAACCCGCGCAUCAGCCAUAAAUUCUACAAGGCUUUCGAGAGUCUUCCCUAUUCCUACAGCAGCUCCACCAAAACCCAUUACAGAAAUCUCAUCAAUACCUAUGGCACACAUUAUACGCGCCAGGUGCACUCCUGCUUGAAGCUGGGAAUCUCUGUUGGCCUUGGUCAUACUGCUGUAGCUCACAUCAAGACUUGCAACAAUAUCCUAUACAAUCAGGACGUCUCCACCACGUACUACCACGGUCUCCAGAACCACUACACACAGGUGGUAGGAGGAAAUGGUUGGUCGGGGGAGUUUUCUCUCAUCCGUGAAGACUCUCAGGGCUACAUCAAUUGGCUGAAGACCCUCACAUAUCACCCUGAUGUUGUGAAGUAUUCCCUGAGAUCACUGCACGAACUGGUGCCGGACUAUAAACGAAAGAUAGCCCUGAAGGCUGCUAUUCAAGAUUACCUGAGUGAAAACGCCAUCAGGCCCUCGAUCCAAGCAGGUUAUGGAAGCCAGAUCCUGAUUCCCUCAAAGUGCUGUAGUCAAAAGGUGGAGACACACCAGAGUUUGACGCUCCAGGUCUGGCACAAGGACUAUAGACAGGAUGUGCUUCUGGUGUCAUGUCCGUUCAAUGUGCUCCGGGGAUCACACACUCAGAAGUGUUCUAGUCUGAAAGGGAACGUCGAGUACAAGUACACUCUGACCUGCGACCAGUACUACACUGGAGACCAGUGCAACCAGUACAACAAACCAAUUAUUUAUGGGUGA
This is a messenger RNA of Cyclopterus lumpus (lumpfish), 1401 nucleotides long. Its product is annotated as perforin-1-like. The coding region runs from base 106 to 1401 and encodes 431 amino acids. Lineage: Eukaryota; Metazoa; Chordata; Actinopteri; Perciformes; Cyclopteridae. The transcript is spliced from 7 exons. The record is from RefSeq and is a predicted model, not a curated record.